AUGGAUAUCUAAAAAAUCAAUAGAUGGAUAUGUCUGCAUCCUAACUGUAACUUGGGAAGGGCAGUUGACACUGUGCCUGAAUUACUAUCGCAUUCGUAACAGCAACAUAAAUUAAUAAAGUUUGAUAAAUUUAGAGAGAUGAUUAUUAGUUUUGUUGAUGAUUGUAGUCUCUCUCGUUUAUCAAACGAAUAGCAUUAUCUAACCAUCAUAAAUAGGAUUCUCUAGUACUUUUUGAGAAAACUUUUAAAUAGUAAAUUUUGUACACAUAACAAUUCUAGAAAAUUUGAUGAAUUCUAUGAACAAAUACACCCUCGUUAGAUGUUCGUUGAAGUCACCUAGGCCAUUAUGCAGUAGAAUGAGAUAGAUAAGGAAAUCCUGAACAUAUACUUGGACAAUUACAUCAAGAAGUUUGAGAUUAGCCAAUAAACUUAGCAAAAGCUUUACACAUUGUAAAGUUAAAUCUAAAAUUUUUGUUAAUCACAAUAAAUAGAUUUGUUGAGUUAGUUUGUAAAGCAAUUGCAAUUACGGGAACCGGCUAAUGUUAUCAAAUAAUCACAGGAAAUUAUAAAUCCUGUAAAAUAAAUAGAGUAAAAUAUUGCGCAAUUCGAUAUCAAAUAAUCAAGCAAGGAACUAGUGUUCACCAAAAAUUUAAGAGUUGCUACUACACAAGACUAUAAGUGCUAUGCUUACUUCAAGGGAGUAGAUGAAGUCAGAAAUAAAAUCAUGCAAAUCAAAUUGAAAGUACUUAAAGAUGAUGAUUUCAUCUUCAACAUAGGAGUUGUUAGUGUAAAUCAUGAUCUAAAUGAUUAUGAAGGUUGUUUUCUACUAACUUAAACAGGCACUUUUCUUUUGGAAAGAGAAUCUUCAUAAUCUAAACUCAAAGUAAAUGAUGGAUCAAUCAUUAAAGUCAGGUAUGCGAAAAAGCAUCCUAAAAAAGUAUUCUUCCAAGUUGAUAACAAUUUAAAUGAUAAAAUUAAGUUGAAUUAGGAGCUCAUCCAUUUUUAAUUUAUAGUUAUUUUAAAAAAUGCUGAGGUUGAAUUAGUUUGAUUUAAUGUAUAAUUAUUUUAUAAUCAUAAAUUGCAUUUAAUAA
Messenger RNA from Paramecium tetraurelia, 1090 nucleotides. RefSeq lists its product as uncharacterized. The transcript is spliced from 3 exons. Lineage: Eukaryota; Ciliophora; Oligohymenophorea; Peniculida; Parameciidae. The record is from RefSeq and is a predicted model, not a curated record.